UGUGUGUUAGAUCAGAUGUUAGUUGCAAUCAUCAAUACCAUCUACAUUCAUGAUUAAUGCUCUACUUGAUAGUGAAAUAAAGAAACAUCUUCACUUGUAUACAUUCCUAGUUUUGGUUUCUUACAUCAUAUCAUCAAUGGAGGAAGAAGCAAGCAAACUGAGGUUGUACGGUACCGAGGCAAGCCCAUUUGUUCGAAGAGUGAUAUGGGCACUCAAACUCAAAGGUCUCGACUACGACUAUGUCGAAGAAGAUCUUUCCAACAAGAGCCCUGCCCUUCUCCGCUACAAUCCUGUCCACAAGAAGGUCCCGGUUCUCGUCCACAACGAAAAUCCUGUUGCAGAGUCAACCGUGAUCCUCGAAUACAUUGAGGAAACAUGGCCCGACCGCACACCCUUACUCCCUAAAGAUCCUUAUGAGCGAGCCAUGGCUCGUUUCUGGAUCGCCUAUGGAGAUCAAAAGGGCUACGCAUUUCAAAGCUUCCUUGCAUGCUCGGAGGAGGGCAAAGAGAAGGCGGCGGAAGACCUGCUGGAAAUAUUCAAGAUCAAUCAAGACAAGGCAUUGGGAGAUAAGAAGUUCUUUGGUGGGAGCACGCUUAGUUUGGUGGACUUGUGUUACGGUUGGAUUACCUCGUUCAAGCAAGUGGAACGAGUCGUGGGCGUGGAGGUGCUGGGGCCCACAACUCUUCCGAGGCUGCACCGGUGGAUGCAGGAUUUCAAGGAAGAGCCUGGGAUUAAGGAGAAUCUUCCGGACACAGAGGCACAGUUUCCGGAGCUCAUAAAUUUAAGGAAGCAUCUUCUGUCGACCAAGAACUGAUAUGAAUCUUGAGAGGAAUCUAGCAUUCUGCAAUAACAGUUCAAGAGUCACUGCUACUUUGUAGUACUCCAUCGUUUUACUUUAUGAUUAAAUCUACAUCCAUGUUUGAA
Molecule: messenger RNA, 924 nt
Organism: Salvia splendens (bonfire salvia)
Lineage: Eukaryota; Viridiplantae; Streptophyta; Magnoliopsida; Lamiales; Lamiaceae
Product: probable glutathione S-transferase
Exons: 2
Coding region: 50-814 (254 amino acids)
Biological process (GO): glutathione metabolic process
Cellular component (GO): cytoplasm
Molecular function (GO): glutathione transferase activity
Source: RefSeq, a predicted model, not a curated record